UAAUUGGCACGUUGAAGGCGUCUGAACCGAACCGAGCUUCUUUUCAAUUUUUCAUAUCUUUCUCCUAACGGGGUCAACUUAGAGGACGAAGGAACCUCAUUUUGUCAAGUUGUUGUGUCGGGACAUUGUGUGACCGUCAACACCCGGCGCACCUCCAUCGCUGAGGUUGCAACCUCAACUACAACUGAUGUGCUGUGGUAAAGGAGGACAAAAUAAUGACAUCAUCGGCCAAGGGCAGCGGUCAUCAUGCCCCACCCCGGACAAGCGGCAGCACCUGAGUGUCACGGAAGCUCCCACGGCCCGCAGCACGGCAGCCCCCCCGCCGCCGCCGCCCCCCUCCACCGCCAGAGUUCCGAACUGCUCCGCAGUACUUUUGGAGCCGCUAAGCAACGCGAAGGAAGGAUCUACGCGAAGACUCCUGGGACUCGCCUUCGCUUUUUUUGUUUUGUUUUGUUUGUUUGUUUGAGAAGUUCGGGGUCUCUGCAUGAAAAGUCCAGCAGCUGCAGCAUGCCGAGGAGGAAGCAGCAAGCACCGCGGCGCUCAUCAGCUUACGGUCCUGAGGAUGAGUUUGGAUCAGACAAAGCCGACGAAGAGGAACCCCUUCAGGAUGACGGCCUCUCUCUGGACGGCCAGGACAACGACUACUUGUUCAACGACGAUGAGGAUGCUGGGGAUCGCUUCAGCUGCCAGAACUCUCCACUCAGUAAUGGGACUAACCCGGACGCUGGCUACGCCUCUCCGCUCAGCGCGGCCAGCGAUCACCUGGCGGAUCUCAAGACGCCACCCUUCUUCAACGACGCUCGGCAAAAGCUGGAGGAGAAGCCAGAGGAGAGUGCCGAGCAGCUCAAUGGCCUCUCGCUGCAGGACAGUUUGGCCAAAAUGAAAGCAGUCUAUGCAAACUUGAUCUCAGACGCCUCAUGGUCUAGCAUCGCCUUGGACAUGCUGAAAACUAAACAAGAUGAAGACGUUGCGUCCGGCAAGAACAACAAAAGCGAACAUGACGAGCGCAAUGGGAUUCUAAACAACAGCAGCCAGGCGAGCGUCCUGUCAAAGAUCAGAUCAAGCAGCACCUGCGCUACCACUAAUAUGACUACCAGCAGUACCACUGCAUCAAGAAGCGCGUCCAACAACGUCAGUGUCAACUCGGGGCUAGCCUACGACUGGCACCAGGCGGCCUUGGCCAAGACCUUUCAGCACACGCCAUACCAGCUUCUCCCCGAACCGAGCCUCUUCAGCACCGUGCAGCUCUACAGGCAAAACAACAAGUUGUAUGGCCCCGUUUUCACGGGCGCCAGUAAGUUCAGGUGCAAGGACUGCAGCGCGGCCUACGACACCCUGGUGGGCCUGACCAUCCACAUGAACGAGACGGGGCACUACCGCGACGACAAUAAAGACACAGAGGACGAUCGGGGCAAGAAGUGGUCCAAGCCCCGCAAGCGUUCCCUGCUGGAAAUGGAGGGCAAGGAGGAUGCCCAGAAGGUUCUUAAAUGCAUGUACUGCGGCCACUCAUUUGAGUCCUUACAGGACCUCAGCGUCCACAUGAUUAAAACGAAACACUAUCAGAAAGUGCCUCUGAAAGAACCGAUGCCAGCUCUCACCUCCAAGCUCGUCCCGCCGACCAAAAAAAGAGCCUUUCAAGACUUGAUGUCGCCAAGCUCCCCCGAUUCAGUGUCGCCCAGCGUCCCGUUCGGAGAAACGCCUAAAGACCAGAAGGUGACCAAUCCCUAUGUCACGCCCAACAACCGCUACGGUUACCAAAACGGCGCCAGUUAUACGUGGCAGUUCGAGGCACGCAAGGCGCAAAUCCUCAAGUGCAUGGAGUGCGGCAGCUCGCAUGACACCUUGCAGCAACUGACAGCGCAUAUGAUGGUCACGGGACACUUUCUCAAAGUUACCAACUCAGCCUCUAAAAAGGGCAAGCAGCUUGUUUUUGACCCCGCUAGCGAGGAAAAAUUUCAGUCCAUUCCUUUGCCGCCGACGACCACCAAGCUCCCAGCUCCAAACGGGAAGUCGCAACGUGACUCCCCUUUGCAGCCGGCAAGCCCCGUGGAAGAGAGUAGGGACGGAGAGGAUGAAGAGUUAGAGGAAGAGACUCUGAUCCCGGUUGAACUCGACAAAAAAAUUAAAGAAGAGAAGGAUGAGCCACCUGAGAAGUCAGAUAAGCCCGAUAAGGGAAAGUCUUACCAGUAUCUCAGAGAAGAAGACUUGGAGGAGACACCUAAAGGGGGACUGGACAUCUUGAAAUCGUUGGCAAACACGGUUUCAAGCGCAAUCAACAAGGCCCAGACAGGUACGCCGACGUGGGGCGGAUACCCCAGCAUCCACGCAGCCUACCAGCUCCAGAGCUCCCUCAAGUCCACUCUGCCUUCUUGUAUGCAGGUUCAACCUUUAUUCAGCAACAACUCUCUUAAGGCCGCGCCCGCCGACUUGGUUCCCGGCAGUCCGGCGUCACCUCAGAGCCACAAAAACAAUGUGCUGGCCAUGGAGAAACUGGUGGAGAAGGUAACUAUGAAGAGCUCGGUGAAAAGUGAAAAAGAGGAGAAGGUCAGGUCUUCCAAGUCACCGUCGCCAAAUUGUAAAGACAAACGGGUUUCACCUAAUCCAGAAAAGACUGUCAUAGACAAAACGGAGUCCAGAAGCAAAGAAAGUAGAAAGGUUACACAGAUCAAGGAGGAGGCAACAUCGCCAAAAAAGGUUGUCAAUGAAGGCUGCAACAAUCUGAGCAUCAUCACAGACCACUCCCCGGAGCAGCCCCUCGUCAACCCUCUCAGCGCCCUGCAGUCCAUCAUGAACACCCACUUGGGCAAAGCCGCCAAAGUGACAACGCCCUUCAGCGACCCCUUCGCCACGCUCUACAAGCUCAAUGGCAAGUCGGUUCAAAUCAAGCCUGCCGAACCGGUGGUAGAGUACCAAAACGACGACCAGCCCAUGGAUUUGACCAAAUCUAGGAGCACCAAUGGACCCCCGGUGAAUUGUACCACAUCUAACCGACAACCGGGCUCCAAAAGUGUGUCCCAUUCGUCAUCGCCGCCCCUCCGGGAGAACGCUUUAAUGGACAUAUCAGACAUGGUAAAGAAUCUGACCGGCCGCUUGACGCCGAAGUCCACGACGCCGUCCUCCAUCUCGGACAAGUCCGACGUCGAAGGGGGGACCUUUGAGGACAGUUUGGAGGAGUUAUCCCCCAUCCAGAGGCGGAAAGGCCGGCAGUCCAACUGGAAUCCGCAGCAUCUCCUGAUCCUCCAGGCGCAGUUUGCCUCCAGCCUGCAGGAGACCACUGAGGGGAAGUUUGUCAUUAGCGACCUGGGCCCCCAGGAGCGGGUGCACAUCUGCAAAUUCACCGGUCUCUCCAUGACCACCAUCUCGCAUUGGCUGGCCAAUGUGAAGUACCAGUUAAAGCGGACAGGUGGCACCAAGUUCCUCAAGAACAUGGACUCGGGCCACCCGCUGUUUCUGUGCAACGACUGCGCCUCCCAGUUCAGAACUCCUUCCUCCUACAUCCGCCACCUGGAGUCCCACUUGGGCUUCACCCUGCAGGACCUUUCCAAGCUCUCCAUAGACUUCCUCGAGCAGCAGGUCGUCGGCAGGACGGACGAAAAGACUCUCGGCCCGUCUGAGUUUACGGAUCACGAGGACGACGGCGGCGGCGGCUCGCUCAAUCAGUGCAAACUGUGCAGUCGGACCUUCGUGACCAAGCACGCCAUCAAACUGCACCUUUGCAAGACGCACGGCAAGUCCCCUGAGAACCACCUGAUCUUUGUCAAAGAGUUUGAUAAGCAGUGACUCGGCCGUGGGGGCGCAUCACGGGAUUUACCGUUGCACUAGAAUGUCUAGCUUCAAUCUGUCCAAUUAGAGUGACACAACUGUACAAAGCGUCAUCACAGCACACCUGGUAGCUUUACCCAGUCCGCGUAUCAUUCGUUCUUUCCAGUUUACAUUGGCAACCGUAAAUCAAAAAAUUAAAAUAGGAAUUUAGCUUUAUGUUGUGAGAGUUAAAAUGUAUUAAAAUAUCUAGGAGACCUGGAUAAGCUUAAAGAUGAUUUAUUUUUGCAAGAAGAACCAUAAAGCAAAAUCAGUGUACACAGAAUAAUUCUCUGAGCAUCUACUUUAUACCUGUGUAAGCAACGCCCCAUUAUCUUCACUAAAUAUGGACUGCUCUGUCUACCAUUGGUUUCUCUGAUGUCAGCAAGGUGGUCUUGUCUGACUUGGUUUUCCUCUGAUUUAAUCAAACCGGAACGAGCCACCCAUCCACAACAUACUCAACUAUUCACUCACCAGUCAGUAUUUAACAAGUUACAUGUGAGACUUAUAUUUAUGUAAGAAUGUGCAGAAAUUAAUCUAUGAUUGUAAACAUUUUCCAUUUUUUAAAAAUCAUUUUAGCCCUUCCAAAUCAUUGAAACACAUUUAAACUUAUUAAAACACACUUUUUAAAAUAUUCCUUAGUUCUCGCUCAAAUAAUUGUAGUGUGUACUUGCUUCACGCUCUUUUUUUUUUUUUUUUGUAACUUCCAGUUGAAGUUUACUGUUAAAACUGACAUCAGAGUUAAACAUCGUUUUAACACCAAAAUGUUCAACCAAUCCAUAAUAAUGUGAAAUGCCAUAGAUGAGCUAACAAAUUAACACAGAUGUUACACUAAUGCUAAACUUUUAAACAACUGCUACUUUAACACACAUGGAGCAGCAACACAAAGAAACAGACCAUACACUGUUGGGGAAAACUGUAUUAGUUGGGGACCUUCUCUGCCUUUUCCUCUGGCUGUUAGUUACACUGCACUUUUCCAGUAUUUAUUUUUUUGUCUUUUUUAUCUAAACCUAAAAUUGAAUUGUGAAAAAUAGGUCAUUUUGUGUUAGAUUAAAAGUUUGCAUUUUAAUGUUAUACAUUUUUGAUUGCCAAUUGAUAAUGGAAACAACAGAUGAUACACAGAUUUUUCCGCCACAUUGUGUAAUUACUCAUUCGUGCAUUAUGGUCGUACAAGAAGAGUGGGGUGGGGGUCGGGGGACUCUUGCACUGUUCCAAAGCUAAAACGUUCCGGGGUGAUGUAAAUUGUUUCAAAAUGGCGCCGCAACCGCGUCGUGGCCGACUGAUUGCCGCUCUCGUUCGCGCACUGCAUCUUUUAUGAGCCUUUGGGAAUCGUCCAGCUGUUGUUUUAAGACUGGACCGGCGCUCCCCUGUUUCUGUCACGGUCAACUCGCGUAUUAUUUAUGAGAUGGUUUGUGCAUGUUUUAAUGUAAAGCGGCAGUCAAAUGAAAACACCAAUUAUUUUUUUUUUAAUUGACAAAUGUAGGUGAAGCAGUUGAAAGAUGUCCUAAAAUUCAUAUUCAAACUAUUCAAACAAUGGAAUGAAGGAAUAACACUGCUUGAAAAAGCAGCAAAAAAAAAAAAAAAAAAAAAAAAAAGUACCACGUUUGUUUCAACGUGUACAGUAUUUGCAUUAGUCAGGUAACCGUUGUAAUAUGAAGUUACUGUGUGAAUACUCAGCAAGCGUAUGUGCGUCAGCAUAGCUUGCAUGUUAUGAUUCCACAUUUGUACUGUGUGAAUUUUUAUAAUGUUAUUUUCUAGACAAAGAUGGCUGAAAGUGUAUAAAGUUAGGUUUUGUUUGUUUAUUUUUCAUUAAAAAUGUGGUUUACACAAAAGCACUCGUAACAAUAACAAAGAUUAAAAAACAAAUUCUCAACGUUUUGUUGAAGUUUAUUACGUUUAUUUGCAAUGAUGUUAUUUUUGUCUUUGGUUGUAAAAUAAAGGCCAUGAUUUAAACUCCA
This is a messenger RNA of Phyllopteryx taeniolatus (common seadragon), 5756 nucleotides long. RefSeq names its product teashirt homolog 1-like. Gene Ontology annotation, cellular component: nucleus. Lineage: Eukaryota; Metazoa; Chordata; Actinopteri; Syngnathiformes; Syngnathidae. The record is from RefSeq and is a predicted model, not a curated record. The coding region runs from base 247 to 3780 and encodes 1177 amino acids. Gene Ontology annotation, biological process: regulation of transcription by RNA polymerase II. The transcript has 6 exons. Gene Ontology annotation, molecular function: DNA-binding transcription factor activity, RNA polymerase II-specific; DNA binding.